This is a messenger RNA of Peromyscus californicus insignis, 2505 nucleotides long. It is a transcript of the gene Lsg1, whose product is annotated as large 60S subunit nuclear export GTPase 1. The transcript is spliced from 14 exons. Bases 275 to 2230 code for a protein of 651 amino acids. Gene Ontology annotation, cellular component: cytosol. Gene Ontology annotation, molecular function: GTPase activity; GTP binding. The record is from RefSeq and is a predicted model, not a curated record. Gene Ontology annotation, biological process: ribosomal subunit export from nucleus. NCBI's taxonomy places the organism in Eukaryota, Metazoa, Chordata, Mammalia, Rodentia, Cricetidae.
AUUCUCUUAAAAGUAGGUCAGUCUAUCCAAAAUUGAGACAGUCGCAGGAAUAGCUAUAAGGAAGUCCCCAGAACAAUUUCCACAUCUCUUCUCUAUAAUAUUUUCAAGCUCCAGAUCUACCAAGAGCAUUCGAAACGAGUAUUUCCAUCCCCCCAGCUCAACUUCGGCCCUGAACCAGUUGGACUCGCUCAUACGUCACUUCCUGAUUCAGAGCCGGGGAAACCGGAAGCCUCACGCGCUGAGAAGAGGAGGUUCGUACCGCUGUGGAGUUGUUAUGGGCCGGAGGAGAGCGCCGGGUAGCGGGUCUCUGGGCCGGGUACUUAUCCGGCAUCAGACUCAGCGAAGCCGCAGCCAACGUCAUACCGACUCCUGGUUGCACACGAGUGAACUCAAUGAUGGCUACGACUGGGGCCGCCUUAAUCUUCAGUCAGUGACGGAACAGAGCUCCCUUGAGGACUUCCUUGCAACUGCAGAACUUGCAGGGACUGAGUUCGUAGCUGAGAAGCUUAACAUCAAGUUUGUGCUCCCUGAGGCUAGAACUGGACUGCUGUCUUUUGAGGAGAGCCAGAGAAUUAAGAAACUCCAUGAAGAAAACAGACAGUUCUUGUGUAUACCAAGGAGACCACACUGGGACAGACAAACGAGCCCUGAAGAGCUGAGACAGGCAGAGAAAGACAACUUCCUAAAAUGGAGACGCCAGCUUGUCCGGCUAGAAGAGGAACAAAAGUUGAUAUUGACUCCCUUUGAACGAAAUUUGGACUUUUGGCGCCAGCUCUGGAGGGUCAUUGAGAGAAGUGAUAUUGUGGUCCAGAUAGUAGAUGCUCGAAACCCACUCCUGUUUAGAUGUGAGGAUUUGGAAUGUUACGUGAAGGAGAUAGAUGCCGAUAAGGAGAACGUCAUUCUGAUAAACAAAGCAGACCUGUUAACUGCUGAGCAGCGCUUUGCCUGGGCCUCGCACUUUGAAAAUGAAGGUGUGAAGGUUAUUUUCUGGUCAGCUUUGGCAGAAACCAUUCACUCUAAGGACCAAGGCAACGGGGUUGCUGGAGAAGCCAGCAGAACUGAGUCUGAAAACUCGAGUUUGGAUGAGAAUGAAACUCCACGCAGAGAUUUGCUCUCACUUAGUGAGGGGUUGGCAAGUGACGAAGACGACAGUGAGUAUGAGGACUGUCAGGAGGAGGAGGAGGAGGAGGAGGAGGAAGACUGGCAGACGUGUUCGGAAGAAGACAGCAGCCCUGAGGAGGAGGACUGUGGUCAGGACUGGAAGGAACAUUGUCCUGUCGAUUCUGAGGCUCAGAACAGAACAAUUCCAGAAAGCCAUCCCAUGAACAAUUGUAGCCACCUGGUGUCUAAGCAGGAAUUACUGGAGCUCUUGAAGAAGCUCCACACUGGGAAGAAGGUGAAAGAUGGACAGCUAACUGUCGGGCUGGUGGGCUACCCUAAUGUUGGUAAGAGCUCGACCAUCAACACUCUCAUGGGCAACAAGAAAGUGUCUGUGUCUGCCACACCUGGCCACACCAAGCAUUUCCAGACUCUGUAUGUGGAGCCUGGCCUCUGCCUGUGUGACUGCCCGGGCCUGGUGAUGCCAUCCUUUGUGUCUACGAAAGCAGAGAUGAUUUGCAAUGGGAUCCUCCCGAUCGACCAGAUGAGAGAUCACGUUCCCCCCAUAUCACUAGUUUGCCAGAAUAUCCCACGCCAUGUUUUGGAAGCUACCUAUGGUAUUAACAUUAUAAAGCCUGGAGAAGAUGAAGACCCCUACCGACCUCCAACCUCAGAAGAGCUCUUGACGGCUUAUGGAUGCAUGCGAGGAUUCAUGACAGCACAUGGACAGCCAGACCAGCCUCGAUCUGCACGUUACAUCCUGAAGGACUAUGUCAAAGGUAAACUGUUGUACUGCCACCCUCCUCCUGGAAGAGAUCCUGUGGCGUUCCAGAAUCAACAUCAGCAACUCCUAGAGAUCAAAACAAAAGCUGAAGAGAUACGACUCCAGCCGGGCAGAAACAAAAAAGCCAAACAGAUUGAAAAUGGAGUUGACAAAGCCUUUUUCCAUCAGGAGAACGUCAGAGCGCUGACCAAAGGGGUCCAGGCUGUGAUGGGCUACAAGCCCGGGAGUGGCCUGCUGAGCGCAGCUGCUGUGAGCGCUGAGAACGUGGCUGGAAAACCCUGGAAAAAACAUGGCAACCGAAAUAAAAAAGAGAAAAGUCGUAGGCUCUACAGACACCUGGAUAUGUGAACUUGCUCUACCAAAGUGGCAUCUGCAUCGUGCAGGUGGACAUGAACCAAAGCCACUGCUGCCUGUGGGGCUUCCCAGACACGGGCACUGUGGAAUGCACCCGGAAGGCUAGACAGCGAGGCAGCCUUCGGAAGCACCAACCGUGCCUGUCAUAGUCAUUGUGGUGCCCCAGGAGUCUCCUUCUGCAGAAGGCUGACGGAUGUGCGUGUAAACAUACGUACAAAUGCAUAUUAACUUUGUUUUUGAAGUUAUUAAAUUAAUUGGCCACUAAUUCA